Molecule: messenger RNA, 2788 nt
Organism: Pan troglodytes (chimpanzee)
Lineage: Eukaryota; Metazoa; Chordata; Mammalia; Primates; Hominidae
Gene: POLL
Product: DNA polymerase lambda
Exons: 9
Coding region: 490-2217 (575 amino acids)
Biological process (GO): double-strand break repair via nonhomologous end joining
Cellular component (GO): nucleus
Molecular function (GO): DNA-directed DNA polymerase activity; DNA binding
Source: RefSeq, a predicted model, not a curated record
AUUCUGGCCAUUUGCCCUCCUUCCCCCCUUCGUCCGCUCUCAUUGGCUCUGCUGGUAAGUGGUCUAUUCCUGCCCACCCCCGGGUGACUAGCUUGGGCAGUAGUCGACCCCACCCGGGGACCGACUCUGGGGGUUGGAGAGACUCUUGGGGCCGGGGUCGGGCACUCCAGCUUUCUUCUAGCCCCGAGCUGGGACUCCCUGGCCUGCGCCAGCUGCGUACACGGCGAGUACACCGCACCUGCCCGGGACUUCACCCGCAGCUGCGAGACUCCUCCAUUCCCGGAGGGCUCCCCACACCUGCUGCGGCCGUGCCCCAUCUCCCCGCAGCUGCGGCGCUGAGCACCCCCAUGUCGAGAGGCUGAGACCAGGACAGGUGCAGGGCGUUCCCACUCACCCCCGAAAGUCCUCCUCCUCAGGUUUUCCUCUGCGAGUCUGUGUUGGAGCAGCCCUGACCAACCCUCCAAUAGGCCGGGAUCCAGCCAUACUUCAAUGGAUCCCAGGGGUAUCUUGAAGGCAUUUCCCAAGCGGAAGAAAAUUCAUGCUGAUGCAUCAUCAAAAGUACUUGCAAAGAUUCCCAGGAGGGAAGAGGGAGAAGAAGCAGAAGAGUGGCUGAGCUCCCUUCGGGCCCAUGUUGUGCGCACUGGCAUUGGACGAGCCCGGACAGAACUCUUUGAGAAGCAGAUUGUUCAGCAUGGCGGCCAGCUAUGCCCUGCCCAGGGCCCAGGUGUCACUCACAUUGUGGUGGAUGAAGGCAUGGACUAUGAGCGAGCCCUCCGCCUUCUCAGACUACCCCAGUUGCCCCCAGGUGCUCAGCUGGUGAAGUCAGCCUGGCUGAGCUUGUGCCUUCAGGAGAGGAGGCUGGUGGAUGUAGCUGGAUUCAGCAUCUUCAUCCCCAGUAGGUACUUGGACCAUCCACAGCCCAGCAAGGCAGGGCAGGAUGCUUCUAUUCCUCCUGGCACCCAUGAGGCCCUGCUUCAGACAGCCCUUUCUCCUCCUCCUCCUCCCACCAGGCCUGUGUCUCCUCCCCAGAAGGCAAAAGAGGCACCAAACACCCAAGCCCAGCCCAUCUCUGAUGAUGAAGCCAGUGAUGGGGAAGAAACCCAGGUUAGUGCAGCUGAUCUGGAAGCCCUCAUCAGUGGCCACUACCCCACCUCCCUUGAGGGAGAUUGUGAGCCUAGCCCAGCCCCUGCUGUCCUGGAUAAGUGGGUCUGUGCACAGCCCUCAAGCCAGAAGGCGACCAAUCACAACCUCCAUAUCACAGAGAAGCUGGAAGUUCUGGCCAAAGCCUACAGUGUUCAGGGAGACAAGUGGAGGGCCCUGGGCUAUGCCAAGGCCAUCAAUGCCCUCAAGAGCUUCCAUAAGCCUGUCACCUCGUACCAGGAGGCCUGCAGUAUCCCUGGGAUUGGGAAGCGGAUGGCUGAGAAAAUCAUAGAGAUCCUGGAGAGCGGGCAUUUGCGGAAGCUGGACCAUAUCAGUGACAGCGUGCCUGUCUUGGAGCUCUUCUCCAACAUCUGGGGAGCUGGGACCAAGACUGCCCAGAUGUGGUACCAACAGGGCUUCCGAAGUCUGGAAGACAUCCGCAGCCAGGCCUCCCUGACAACCCAGCAGGCCGUCGGCCUGAAGCAUUACAGUGACUUCCUGGAACGUAUGCCCAGGGAGGAGGCUACAGAGAUUGAGCAGACAGUCCAGAAAGCAGCCCAGGCCUUUAACUCCGGGCUGCUGUGUGUGGCAUGUGGUUCAUACCGACGGGGAAAGGCGACCUGUGGUGAUGUCGACGUGCUCAUCACUCACCCAGAUGGCCGGUCCCACCGGGGUAUCUUCAGCCGCCUCCUUGACAGUCUUCGGCAGGAAGGGUUCCUCACAGAUGACUUGGUGAGCCAAGAGGAGAAUGGUCAGCAACAGAAGUACUUGGGGGUGUGCCGGCUCCCAGGGCCAGGGCGGCGGCACCGGCGCCUGGACAUCAUCGUGGUGCCCUAUAGCGAGUUUGCCUGUGCCCUGCUCUACUUCACCGGCUCUGCACACUUCAACCGCUCCAUGCGAGCCCUGGCCAAAACCAAGGGCAUGAGUCUGUCAGAACAUGCCCUCAGCACUGCUGUGGUCCGGAACACCCAUGGCUGCAAGGUGGGGCCUGGCCGAGUGCUGCCCACUCCCACUGAGAAGGAUGUCUUCAGGCUCUUAGGCCUCCCCUACCGAGAACCUGCUGAGCGGGACUGGUGACCCAUGGCUGGGGGUGCUGAGGAGAGCCGAGUUGGACUGGCUACCCCUCCUGGCCACCCAGUACUCCCUCCAGCCUCAGCUGGCUGAACCUCGCCGCUCCAACCACCAGCUUCCUCAGCGAGCAGGGCCCAGGGCUCUGGGCCUGAAGCAAGAGCCAGCCCGGCUCCCAGUGUCUGCCCGGCUCCCAGUGUCUGCCCAGCCCUCUCCCAGACAGGAGCAGGCUGCCACCCCUUCUACCUCACCACUGCCCCUCGAAGAAUUUUGCAAAUGGCCCCUUGUCCCAUUUUAAGCAGGAGCAGGUGGCUGGUUUGAAGCCCCAGGUAUCCCCCUUCCCUGCUAUGGGAAAUGCCAAGCUGCUGGGUGGGGACAGAAGCUGCAGGGGAGAGGGAAGCAGCCGUGCUGUCAACAUCAUCCGGCACCCUCUGGGGUAGGAGAACAGCCAUUCCACACGUGUUCCCUCUAUCCAUCCUGCUUCCUGGGCAGCUGGUGGUGCUGGGAAUGGGGUGCGCCAGCCUUGGUGAGGACAGUGUUGGGAGGCUCAGGGGCCCAGUAAAGUGCAUUUGACAUUGAA